Molecule: messenger RNA, 990 nt
Organism: Phycomyces blakesleeanus NRRL 1555(-)
Lineage: Eukaryota; Fungi; Mucoromycota; Mucoromycetes; Mucorales; Phycomycetaceae
Exons: 5
Coding region: 1-990 (329 amino acids)
Source: RefSeq, a predicted model, not a curated record
AUGUAUAGAUUGAAAUCGAGGACUAUUAAAAGUCAGAGGUAUGGAAGGAAGCUAAAGGGGGGGAAAGUCAAGAGCAAGUUCGCUCUUGAGGUGGUCGAGAAGAGAGGAAGCAGUGGAAAAGGCAGCAGAGGAGACAAAAGGAACGUGAUCAAAUAUGAACAACCAAUGAUGGCGCCAUAUAGCCAGCAGCGUGCAGCCAAAAUUGAGGCAGCAGAAAGAGAAGAGUUGGUGCACGGAGAGAAUGUGAAGGAUUGCAAACCAGAAAGGCACGAAACCAAACAUUGUGGGCCCCAUGAGGCAGGGGGAAGGACCAAAACUGACAAAGCUGGCGAGGGACAAGUGUGGGGCUUAUGGGGCGUGCAGAAUUGGAGUGGAAAUUGCAGAGUAGGCGGAAAGACUGGGUGGACAAACAAUGUCAAGGGAUGCCGGGGACAAGAGCCGUCAAGAAAGGACACACAUCAACAGCUGUACUGGAAGGCAUAUCUAGCAAAGGAAACUGACAGGGUGCAAGACAAGAGAGCAAGUGUAGAGACGUUCGAAGAACCGGUGAAGGACAAUAGAACGACAGAGUAUGCGGUGGAGGGGGCGUUGGGCAAGCAUGCCAAAACUAGGAUCUACUUCAUAGGCGUCGGAAACCUGGAGAUCGCGCCAUGCAGAUGGAAAGGGAGGGUGGUCUGGUUGUGCAGUAGUGAGAUAGGAGAGAGGCAGAGAGAGACAGGUGGGGAGGUUGACUACCACGUCAGAGAAGUUGUGAGGGAGAAGGUUAAUGGCAGCAAGACCCCUAAACCGCCGAGCCAAAUAGGCUGGCAGAAAGUGCCAAGAGAAAUGGGAGGAAAGGAGCAGUAUUGUAUAAACUUACUCAUGAUUGAGCGAAGUCGAUGGAAAAAGGAUAGAGGUACAGUGACAACUCUGAGGACAUGCCAGAGCUUAGAGAGGAUGAGAGAGUUGAGCACUGUGGCACGGCCACAAAUAGAGAGAGAGCAAGAGUAG